GGUAGCACGUUCACCCGGAGCUCUGCAGCGGCGGACCAUACGGCGCACAGCGGUAACGGCCUGUUUAGUGUAACCUUGUGGAGAUAAAGCAUCGGUUCACCUCUUUAGUCUGGGAUUUAGUUCGGGAUUCAUUCUAAUAGUAUAAAGCUGUCGACAUGUCGCUCGCUGCCGAAGCCUUCGUGUCCCAGAUAGCAGCUGUUGAGCCCUGGCCGGAAAAUGCCACUUUGUACCAACCGCUGAAGGAUGAUCAGAUCCUGCUCUCGGAUUGUGCCUCAUCUCUGGCCGUUCAGACCUACCUGAGGAUGUGUGGCCUUCCAGUCCAAGUUGCUUGCAAGGCCAACGCAGAGUAUAUGUCCCCCUCUGGGAAGGUUCCAUUUGUACAUGUUGGGAACCAGGUGGUGUCUGAACUGGGACCCAUUGUCCAGUUUACUAAAGCCAAGGGCCAUUCUCUCAGUGACGGCCUUGAUGAUGUCCAGAGAGCAGAGAUGAAAGCGUACAUGGAGCUGGUCCACAACAUGCUGCUGACUGCAGAGUUGUACGUCCAGUGGUGUGAUGAUUCUACAGCUGCUGAGAUCUCUCGGCCCAGAUACAGCAGUCCGUACUCAUGGCCACUGAACCACAUCCUGGCCUACCAGAAGCAGUGGGACGUCCGCAGGAAGAUGAAGGCUAUUGGCUGGGGAGGAAAGUGCCUGGAACAGGUGUAUGAGGAUGUGAGCCAGUGUUGUCAGGCGCUGUCCCAGAGGCUGGGAACUCAGCCAUACUUCUUCAAAAACACGGCUCAGACAGAGGCGAAGAAGACGUCCGAGGUCUUCAUCACCCUCACAGAGGAGAGCGUGAGCGGGGAGCGAAGUGAGGAGGAGGCGAAGGAGCGGGAACAUGAGGCGGGAGGCGAUCCGUCUUGCUCUCACCCCAAUCCUUGA
Molecule: messenger RNA, 920 nt
Organism: Gadus chalcogrammus (walleye pollock)
Lineage: Eukaryota; Metazoa; Chordata; Actinopteri; Gadiformes; Gadidae
Product: metaxin-2-like
Exons: 10
Coding region: 156-920 (254 amino acids)
Biological process (GO): mitochondrion organization
Cellular component (GO): SAM complex
Source: RefSeq, a predicted model, not a curated record